Topomyia yanbarensis is the source of this 3592-nucleotide messenger RNA. Its product is annotated as ecdysone-induced protein 74EF-like. The transcript has 4 exons. Lineage: Eukaryota; Metazoa; Arthropoda; Insecta; Diptera; Culicidae. The record is from RefSeq and is a predicted model, not a curated record. Bases 1730 to 3577 code for a protein of 615 amino acids.
CUUUGGAAAAGUAGAGGAAGGUCGGAGCACAGAGCUGUCAUUUCUUGUACCGUUUCGUCAUUCCGAUUCAAGAACGGAUCGUGUGAAUACGCGUUUUGUUUUAUAUCGUUGUACCAGACGAUUUUUAUACAUAGAUCUAUAGUUUUCCUCUUCAGUUGCUUUCAAAGAAAAUACAUUAAACUUUUUAGAACAGUACACAGAAACUUUUGAAGCAGGACAAAGUUGAAGAAAUAUGUGAACGGUCGUUUUUGUUUUUCUUUUCGUGCAAGUUGUGUUUUCUGGUAAAAGCAAGUGACCGAAAGUUAUUCCCAAACCGGAAACGGAGAAAAAAUCAGUGGUUUCUUACUUCAAACGCAGUUACAAAAGAGUCUACCUCAAGUGUUAAAACAAAAGUUUUUUUUCUAAGAAAAAUCAUUGCCGUGAAAGUGCUGUAGCCGAUAGAUCAAACAGAGCCGGAAAAUUGAAUUUUCCUUUGAAGCAAACCCACGAGUCAGUCGAUACAGCGGAUAGCGCCAAGCCCAAACGAGACAGUGCGGUGUAGACAUCGGGUAGACACCGCCCCAUACCCACCCGGGUACCACGUAAGGACACAGUGAAAAGUGAAAUUUUCCUCCCGUGGAAAGUGGCUCCAGAGCACAGACAGAGAGAGAGACAGAGACGUUCGGUUUCUGGCGGACAAGCAUGAGUGUGUCCCGAAAGGAAAAGUGAAAACGAGGGGGGCACCAGACACAUAUACAAACAGGAGUGCGCGCGCGACGUUUUCCCGUUCCCAAUUUUCCCGACCACGACUCUCGAGACGGGUCACUCGGGUGGCUCUCGAAAAUUUGCUAGGAGCCGAACGAACGCCCAAUUUCGGGCGGAUAGUCGGCUAUCCUUGGCCUGCUGAGCAGCAGCGUGCCAAGUUGAAAGUGAAAACUCGGAGCUGCUUUUGUUGAUUCCGCAACCACCACCAGCAGCAGCAGCAGUAUCAGCAGUGCAAGUGGUUUUCGUCUCGUGGAAAACAGUGUGAAAACGCAGAAAAGGGAUUUUCGUCCUUUUUUGCGGGCGGCCUAUUUCGGGUUGGCCUGUUCCGCAUGUGUGCGUGUUUGUUUUGGGUUGGUCGAUUUUUUCGAUAAAUGUUACAUUUUCCGGCCGGCAGCAGCGAGAAAUGUGCUUGUGUGACUCAGGGAUUGUUGAAACAGUAAGCAAAUACACAGCCAGGAAGUUCGAAUCACGUAAAAUGACACAACCGAAAAGUGCUGCCGCAGCUCCUCCGGCUCGUCAAUAAUAAAAAAAAUAAUAAUAAUGAUUAUGUUAUUGGAAAUCAGGAAAGCUAAGGUGUGAACGGUAAACACGCACCACCGCACAAAUUACCGCAAGUGGUGUGCUGAAAAUGCACUGCCUAAUUGGAAAUUUAUCGACUUGACACAAAAAAGAAGUAAAUCGCAGAGGCAUAAUUAAAAUUAUAGGAAAAUGAACAGCUUUAAUCAACCUAGAAAAAUAACCUAAAUAGAGUGUUUUGUAGUUAAGCCAAGAAGAAUGUUUGUAGCCAAUUAUUGAAAAGCCUCUAGUGAAAAUUUAUUCUUUGUUGGAAAUCGUUGAAAAAAAACAAGUUGUUGGAAACAAUAGUGCAAAGUGUCAGUUCAAAGAGAAGAAAACUAUUUACAAACUACUCAGUGAAUACAGAAGAACAUCCGGAAGAAACUAUAACAGUGUGAAUCCCGGAUCGAAUCAAGAAAAUAGAGCUGCAAUGAUGAUGUUGCAGCAUAUGUCACCCCACUUUGUGGGGCAGACGGAACCUCCGGGGCCAUCCCCGCCGGGGACCCCAACAUCGCCGAUGCAGAGUCCUUCGCCGUCCCCAGUGCACCACGCAGUUCCAGUCGCCGAUCAGCCGUCUCGAAUCAUUAUCCGUCGAUCGUCGCUCCACAUGGUUCCCUCGGAAGAGGAACCUCACUACAGAUACAAACGGGAACCCAAUUCACGCCCCAACACGCCACCAGCCUCGUUUAACCACUAUGUCCCGACUUCGAUCGGUACCGAGCCGUAUACCGAACAUUAUCGGCCCCGUUCGCGGACACCUCCGGUCACUCCGACCCAUCACCAGCAUCGAAUCGCCUCGGUGAUUCAAGAACGCACAGAAAACGUCAUCCGUUACAUCAAAGAAGAACGCCCGGUGCGUCGUGGCUCGAUUGAGGAAGAUCAACAGGUGGCCGUGGCUCAGUACUAUCGCAAUCACCACCAGCAGGCGCUUCGUUAUCACCACCAACAACAACAACUACAAGAACAACAACAACAACACACCCAGGAGGAGGACGACUACGCCGAAAGGCGACCCGCCGACGAUCGCCCUUAUCACCAUGAGGACGAACCGGAGGUCCGCUACCACCACCAGCAGCAUCGUCGACGGUUGUCGGAACGGCGUGGUGAUGAACCCGACUCGGAUUACAGCGACAGUCAGGCUGGUGGCGCCGUCAGUGGUGACACCGAUCACUAUCCCAAGUCCGAGGAGGACGAAGGCGAGGACGACGACGACGAGGACGGUAACGGUGACCGUCCGCUCGAUCUGUCGAUGAAGAUCAAACGACGGGCCCGGAGAGAUUCCGGUGGUAGCGAUUCGGACGAUUCGGCGGGACCGGACUCGGAUGGGCAUCCGCGCGGGCAGGGCCGGGCGGCCUACAAGAAAAGUCUGAUGAAGCGAUACCUGGACACCGAGCUACCGCUACCACCGCAGACGCCAAGUCCGCCGCCCCAGCAGCGAUUAUCGUCGCAAACCCACCUCCACCAUCAUCAUCAUCAUCAUCACAGUAGCAGCAGCAGCAGCGGCAGCAGUAGCCAUCACCAGCAAUCGCCCGGCAGCCUGCUCGCCAGUAGUCUCAGCCAAUCGUCCCAACAGCACAGGCCCCUCCUGCAUGGACUGCUCAGCGGCACGCACAUACCUCAGGUGCCGUACCACAGCCGGGGCUACAGCACAUCCAGCACAGUUUGCUCCACGAUGCUCCCGCACGCGACCUCCGGCACUGGUGCCGAUGUGGACGAUGACGGUUUCCUGGAGAACAUCUUCCAUCUGCAGUCGAUGGAGAAGUUCAAAAACUCACACCGCCUUCUCAAGCUGACAAGCUCACUACCUCCAAGUCCAGCGGACAGCGGUGUCUCCGAUGUGGACAGCUCAAGCAGUGGCGGCCAGCCUGCCUGCAGCGAUGAACUCAAGGCCCGCCUCGGAGCGUCAAUCCAGACCAACAACAACAACAACAACGGCAGCAGCAGUAGCAGUAGUCAUCCGGGCAGUUCCAGCACCAACGGCAGCAACGUAUUACUACCGGGCGCCGGUGGAGGAGGCGGCGGCGGCGGUGGUGGUGUUGGUGGUGGAGGACUUCCCUCGAUUAAUGCGUCAUCCUCAUCACCUACGUCCGGCUCGUCGCUUCCCUCUUCGGUGGCUCUCUCGGCGGCAGCAGCGGCAGCGGCCGCCACCCAGCAACAUCUGCAGCAGCAAGCACAAGCCCACUUACCGCCGGGAACGUUCCUCCGGCCGAACUUCUACCAUCACAGCUCACCGCCGCUUAGGAAUAUCUGGAACCAGCGGAGUGUACCCCGUAAGUAGUACAUUUUGUAUGUA